AUGGUCUCAUUAAAGAAAGCGCUGGCGCUGCUGUUUAUCUGUGCAGCAAGUGCAUUACCCGCUAUCACCGAGAGGUACAGUGAAGAGAAGGUCAAUGGAUCCGCGUUCUGCUCUACCUACACCCAAAGCACCAUCACAUCCACUGUGACUCCAGAUAGCACCAAGACGGUAUUCGUUACAAAGAGUACCAAGACCACUAUAGCCGCCGUCACUACAGUCAGAACCACCGUAACCGUUGUGAACCUAUCUACCAAAAUAGCCACAGUUUCGACUGUCAUAACAAGAACGAGUACCGCUUUUAUCACGGAUUAUCAGACAGCCACAAGUAGUUUCAUCAGCACGGCUACCCCAAGCGAUACAUAUACCCUGCAGAGGGUCGGAACAAUUACGCAGCAAGUAACUCAGACUACCACUAAAGCGGCUGCUACAACCGUCACCACGGUUGUUGAUACAGCUAUUACAACCGUUGUUCCAGCAAGCGUUGUUUACACUGGCGGUACAACCACUGUUUCUACCAUCCUUUAUACUACUGCAGCAGCAUCUGUGGUAGUCAUCCCUGAAGCCGAAGUUCAUUGCGGUGUUGUUGGUAGUUCAGGAUCUACACCUGUGGACAUAAGAGGCGUCUCAAUUAGCUUCGGCGAGUGUAAGGAAAUCCGCAACAGCUAUCGUGAGGAUACGGUUGCGGUAGACACAUCUUCUGGUACAACACUCUAUGAUCUAGGGUGUACUUCUGCCACUCCUCGCCGAAAGAGAGCAGUACAGGCUGUAUCAGUGCCUAGUUAUUUGCCCAACAAGUCACCGAGUGCCGUCAGCAGUGCUUGCUCAUGCCUAAUUACGAAGCCCGCUGCAGCCGUCACUACAAAAGUCACAGCCAAAUCUUCCGAGACAGUCAUUACUGCUCAGACCCGAGACGUGACUUCGACGGUUACCAACCGCCUAAGUACCGUUAUCACAGAUAAGAAGACUAGCACUUCCGUUCUGUCCACCACUACUACGAUCACUAGCUCUCAGAUCGUGGCUCAGACAAAUCAUCAGGCUGCUACCACUACUCAAGUGAAGACUUACAUUGUUACCAACUUCGAUCAUCUUGUUUAUGUGUACAAGACACAAUUUAUUACAUCUACCAACUUCAACACAGUUACUACCACUAGCACUAGGACCGUGCCAAACACUCGCUACAACACCGUUGUUGUUACUAGCACGCAGCCUACGACGGUCACUAAGGAUGUUUACACGACUUCGCGGACGGUUCUUUCCACGCGUACUUUAUUCACAGGAGGGUCAACUAUCACCAGCGGAACAACUACUAUAUAUGGCACUAUCUGA
This is a messenger RNA of Fusarium fujikuroi IMI 58289, 1326 nucleotides long. RefSeq lists its product as uncharacterized. The record is from RefSeq and is a predicted model, not a curated record. Bases 1 to 1326 code for a protein of 441 amino acids. Lineage: Eukaryota; Fungi; Ascomycota; Sordariomycetes; Hypocreales; Nectriaceae. The transcript is spliced from 6 exons.